AUGCGAUACAUCCACAGUCUCGAGACCUUGGAGAUUCCCGAGGGAGUCAAGGUCCAAAUCAAGUCCCGCAAUGUCACAGUCGAGGGCCCCCGAGGCAAGCUUUCCAAGGACCUGAGCCACAUCGCGGUUAACUUCUCGCGACCGAAGAAGAAUGUUAUUGGCAUUGAGAUUCACCACGGCUCGCGAAAGGACGUCGCCACGCUCCGAACUGUCCGAACCUUGAUCAACAACUUGGUCAUCGGUGUCACUAAGGGCUUCAAGUACAAGAUGCGUUACGUCUACGCCCAUUUCCCCAUCAACGUCAACGUCGAGAAGAACAGCGAGACUGGCAACUUCGAGGUCGAGAUCCGAAACUUCAUCGGUGAGAAGCUCGUCCGAAGAGUCGUUAUGCAGGCCGGUGUCGACGUCCAGAUCUCCACAUCCCAGAAGGACGAGCUGCUCCUCCUAGGCAACUCCCUCGAGGAUGUUUCCCAGAGCGCCGCCGACAUCCAACAGAUCUGCCGAGUCCGAAACAAGGAUAUCCGAAAGUUCUUGGACGGCAUGUACGUUUCUGAGAAGGGCAACAUCGCGGAAGAGGCCUAA
Messenger RNA from Daldinia childiae, 582 nucleotides. RefSeq names its product 60S ribosomal protein L9-B. The coding region runs from base 1 to 582 and encodes 193 amino acids. Gene Ontology annotation, cellular component: cytosolic large ribosomal subunit; ribosome. Lineage: Eukaryota; Fungi; Ascomycota; Sordariomycetes; Xylariales; Hypoxylaceae. The transcript is spliced from 5 exons. Gene Ontology annotation, biological process: cytoplasmic translation. Gene Ontology annotation, molecular function: rRNA binding; structural constituent of ribosome. The record is from RefSeq and is a predicted model, not a curated record.